AUGGUGGUGAUGGUGGGGGGCCGGUUACCACCAGGAGGAAGGCAGGAAACUGACAUAUUUCAUGUCGUGUUGUGCGUCACUUCUGUGAGGACUCAUAAAUCCACGUCUCUCUGUGUUGGCUACUUAAAUCCUUUCUUAUGUCUUCCUAUCACCCACUCCAGGGAAGUGUCCCUCCAGCUCUCAGCACAAGGUGAAGAUUCCAGGUUGACUCCAGUGGCCCCGGGGAGUGCCUCCCUCCUGCAGGUGCUGCUGGAGAUGCUUGGUGCCGAGAGAGGGGAUGGUCUUAGGAACGCAGAUCCCAGCAUCAACAUUUUUAACCCAAGAGGAAAUCUGAGGAAGUUUCAGGAUUUUUCUGGACAAGACCCUGCUAUUGUAUUGAGUCAUCUUUUGGCCAGAUCCAGGAAAGAAUACAAGAAACGAGGGACUCCUUCUGAAUGCUUCUGGAAAUACUGUGUCUAACGUGAAAUCAAAGUCAAUUAGUUAACUCAAAUACCUACACCUUAGAAAAUUAAAAAUAAAAAUGCUUGGUUUGAAAGAAUGAAAAACUAGGCAAACUAUACCCUGUUCCUUAUUAUUUGAAAAAUAAAUCCUCUAUGUUUUGCAAAUACCAUGAGUGACUAUUUUUCCUAUAAAUUAUCCUGAAAGCUAA
Molecule: messenger RNA, 649 nt
Organism: Otolemur garnettii (small-eared galago)
Lineage: Eukaryota; Metazoa; Chordata; Mammalia; Primates; Galagidae
Gene: UTS2
Product: urotensin 2
Exons: 6
Coding region: 1-459 (152 amino acids)
Biological process (GO): blood vessel diameter maintenance; regulation of blood pressure
Cellular component (GO): extracellular region
Molecular function (GO): hormone activity
Source: RefSeq, a predicted model, not a curated record